CCACACACACACACUCUCUCUCUCUCUCUCUCAUUUAAGCGCCCACGGGCAAAUAACACACGUCCAGUCAAGCUCUCUUGCAUUAUUGUUGGCCUUCUUGAGAAGAAGAAGAAGAAGAAGCAGCAGCAGAAAGGAGAAAGGAGACGAUGGCUCUGCUCCAUCUCUCGCUGCUCGCGGUGUUUCUGAUGCUGCCCAUAUGCCCAGGCAAUGCCCAGUGGCCGCCGUCGCCGGGGUACUGGCCGAGCUCGCGGUUCAGGUCCAUGAGCUUCUACCAGGGGUUCAAGAACCUCUGGGGCGCUCAGCACCAGAGGGUUGACCAGAGCGCGUUGACCAUCUGGCUUGACAGCACCUCAGGAAGCGGGUUCAAGUCGGUCAAGCCGUUCCGGUCCGGGUACUUCGGCGCGUCCAUCAAGCUCCAACCGGGUUACACCGCCGGGGUCAUAACUUCAUUCUAUCUUUCGAACGGCGAGGCUCAUCCGGGGUUUCACGAUGAGGUGGACAUAGAGUUCCUGGGAACCACGUUCGGGAAGCCCUACACAUUGCAGACCAAUGUGUACAUCCGAGGGAGCGGCGACGGCAAGAUCAUCGGCAGAGAGAUGAAAUUCCAUCUCUGGUUCGAUCCCACCAAAGACUUCCAUCACUACGCCAUCCUUUGGAGACCCAACGAGCUCAUAUUCCUCGUGGACGAUAUACCCAUAAGGAGGUACCCGAGGAAGAGCACGGCGACCUUCCCGAUGAGGCCGAUGUGGCUGUAUGGGUCCAUAUGGGACGCCUCAUCGUGGGCCACGGAGGACGGCAAGUACAAGGCCGACUACCGGUACCAGCCCUUCAUCGCGCGGUACGCCAAUUUCAAGGCCAGCGGCUGCUCUGCCUACUCACCAGCUUGGUGCCGCCCCGUCUCCGCCUCGCCCUACCGCUCAGGCGGCCUCACCGGGCAGCAGUACCGCACGAUGAGAUGGGUGCAAGCUCACCACAUGGUCUAUGACUACUGCCGAGACUCGACAAGGGACCAUUCGCUCACGCCCGAGUGCUGGGGUUGAGAAAGGAGGAUUCGUUCCCCACCAAGAUUCUAACAAAAGCCAUAAAGCUCAAGCACAGAGCCAAUUCAUAUGAUUUCACUCUUCACAUGUGUCGAUUUCUAUUGGGAUUUUGGAAUUUUCUUUUUCUUUUUCUUUUUCUUUUUUUCAUUUGAGGUCAAGAGGAGGGGUGUCUUGAGAUGUGUUUCCCCCACCUUGCUACGAAGACAUUUUGAGCAAGGGGGUUUGUUGAGACUCAAGCGUCCAAGGCUCCCAAAUCGAAGGGCCAAAAAAAAAAAAAAAAGGUGUGAACAAGAAAUUGUGUGAAUAUUGAUAAUAAGAUUUUUCUUUCGGCUCGAGGUA
Messenger RNA from Rhodamnia argentea, 1379 nucleotides. RefSeq names its product probable xyloglucan endotransglucosylase/hydrolase protein 32. Bases 147 to 1040 code for a protein of 297 amino acids. Lineage: Eukaryota; Viridiplantae; Streptophyta; Magnoliopsida; Myrtales; Myrtaceae. Gene Ontology annotation, biological process: cell wall biogenesis; xyloglucan metabolic process. The transcript has 4 exons. Gene Ontology annotation, molecular function: hydrolase activity, hydrolyzing O-glycosyl compounds; xyloglucan:xyloglucosyl transferase activity. Gene Ontology annotation, cellular component: cell wall; apoplast. The record is from RefSeq and is a predicted model, not a curated record.